AUGAUGUCCGUAGCUUGGUUGUGGACAGCAUUACUAGGAGGAUUUACACUUGUUUUCUUCCUAAAUGCCUUAUUAAUCAAGAACAAGAACAAGAAAUUGCCCCCGGGUCCAAGAGGGCUCCCUCUUCUGGGACAUCUCCAUCUUCUGGGAAAGAAUGCUCACCAAGAUUUGCAUAAGCUGUCCAAGCAGCAUGGUCCAAUCAUGCAUUUACGAUUUGGGUCCGUGUCAAACAUCAUUGUUUCUUCCCCUCGUGCAGCUGAGCAAUUCCUCAAGACACAUGAUCUGGUUUUUGCCAGUAGGCCACCUCUCGAGGCAGCUAAAUAUUUGAGUUUCGGGCAAAGAAACUUGUCCUUUGCUCAAUAUGGUUCAUAUUGGCGAGAUGUCCGCAAGUUUUGCACCUUAAAUUUGCUUACCAACCUUAAGAUAAGGUCAUUUGAAUCUAUGCGGAGAGAGGAGAUCGGACAAUUUGUGGAAACACUCAAACGGGCUGCUCUAAAUCGUGAUGUUGUUGAUCUCAGUGCUGGGAUUUCAUCCUUAAACGCAGACAUGAGUUGCCUGAUGGUUUUUGGAAAGAAGUAUGCAGACAAGGAAUUUGACGAGAGAGGCUUCAAAGCUGUAAUUCACGAGGGAGGGCAACUAGCUGAGACUCCUAAUCUUGGCGAUUACUAUCCUUGUCUUGCAAAACUUGACCUUCAAGGAUUGACCAGGAGAAUGAAAGCUACUUGCAAAGUUUUUGAUGAAUUUUUGGAGAAGAUUAUUGAUGAGCACGAAAAAUCUGCCAAGCAAGAUAGGCCAGCAGAUGACUUUGUCCAUACCAUGUUGGCCCUCAUGAAAUCUGGAGAAACUGAGUUUCAAUUUGAUCGCCGCCACGUCAAAGCUAUUCUGAUGGACAUGCUUGCAGGAGCAUUGGAUACUUCAGCUACAGUUGUUGAAUGGACACUGGCAGAGCUCCUGAAAAGCCAGCGAGUAAUGAAAAAAGUCCAGCAAGAAUUGGAGGAAGUCGUAGGACUUGACAGGAUGGUUGAGGAAUCAGAUUUAGAAUACCUGAAUUACUUGAAUAUGGCUGUAAAGGAAGCACUGAGGCUUCAUCCCGUGGCACCAUUGCUUGUCCCUCAUGCAGCAAUGGAAGAUUGCAGUGUCGAUGGCUUUCAUAUACCAAAGAAUUCACGAGUGAUUAUCAAUGUUUGGACAAUUGGGAGAGAUCCAAAUGCAUGGUCUGACCCUGAGAAGUUUAUUCCAGAGAGAUUUAUAGGAAGCAAUAUAGAUGUCAAGGGGCAUGAUUUCCAGCUUCUUCCCUUUGGCUCAGGUAGAAGAGGCUGCCCUGGAGUGCAAUUGGGGCUCACUGUAGUUCGUCUUCUGGUGGCACAAUUGGUGCAUUGUUUCAAUUGGGAACUUCCAAAUGGAAUGCUGCCUUCAGAGCUGGACAUGACUGAGGAAUUUGGACUUGUAAUGACCAGGGCCAACCAUCUGAUGGCUGUUCCAACCUAUCGAUUGAGCAAAUGA
This is a messenger RNA of Coffea eugenioides, 1503 nucleotides long. RefSeq names its product cytochrome P450 CYP736A12-like. Lineage: Eukaryota; Viridiplantae; Streptophyta; Magnoliopsida; Gentianales; Rubiaceae. The record is from RefSeq and is a predicted model, not a curated record. Gene Ontology annotation, molecular function: heme binding; monooxygenase activity; iron ion binding. Bases 1 to 1503 code for a protein of 500 amino acids. The transcript is spliced from 2 exons.